AUGAGUGCUAUGCACAUUUACAAGACCAAACGAUAUAAACCGGAAGUCUUCGCCGAAACCAUAGCAAGUAAAUACCAGUACGGCAUGCCUAAAGCCAACGUUCUCACACCAGCAGAGAGGUUCGUUUUCGUGGGAGACCGUGCCUCCAUUCGGGAUCGUGUGGGAUUGUCUGUGUUCACGAGGGUCACCCGAUAUGCCGAGGAACAACAACCUACCCAAAGAAAACAAACGCACUCCAACCCCAACAUCAACUGA
Messenger RNA from Penicillium hordei, 255 nucleotides. RefSeq lists its product as uncharacterized. NCBI's taxonomy places the organism in Eukaryota, Fungi, Ascomycota, Eurotiomycetes, Eurotiales, Aspergillaceae. The transcript has 3 exons. The record is from RefSeq and is a predicted model, not a curated record. Bases 1 to 255 code for a protein of 84 amino acids.